Molecule: messenger RNA, 2694 nt
Organism: Symbiodinium pilosum
Lineage: Eukaryota; Dinophyceae; Suessiales; Symbiodiniaceae
Source: the annotation of a GenBank genome assembly
AUGGCUGCUGACGUUCACGAGAAUGUUUUCAGCGAGGAGCAGCUUUUCACUCCGGACGUGCGGGGCGAAGACGAGGACUAUCCUGGUGAUCGUCGGAUCGUGCCGCCUGAAUGGUCCUCGGCCAUUGCUCUCGCGAAAUCUAAAGCAAAGCCGAGAGAGGUGCGACCGCUGGGUGAGGAGGCACCUGCAGCAUCAGCAGCUGGUCGUCGACGGAAAAGAGCAGCGGAUCGGGCGACGAAGAUCCUUGUAUGGCUCGAGAGCAAGUAUGAGAUUCUGCCUGAGGUUUGCUCCGAGUUCGAGAACUGGAAGGAGGCUUCCUCAGCAAAUGCUGACUUCGACUUGCUUUGGUGUGACUCAGCUAUCCCAGCAGACAGGUUCAUGAAGCUGAAGACCUACCAGAAGAUGAAUCAUUUUGUAGGGAUGAGCUCAAUCACUCGCAAAAACAACUUGGGUCGCAACUUGCUACGGAUGCGAAAGCAGUUCCCGAAGGAAUACAGAUUCUUCCCUGACACUUGGAUUUUGCCUACCGACAUGUCGGACUUCAAGCAGCAGUUUGCAGCUGCCAAGAAGCAAACCUUCAUUAUCAAACCCGACAAUGGCUGCCAGGGCAAAGGCAUCUUCCUGAUCCGGGAUGUCGAAAAGGUUCCAGUUGAUUUCUCUUCCACCUACGUUGCGCAGAGGUACAUCAGCAAGCCGCUGCUGCUGGAUGGCUACAAGUUCGACCUGCGGCUCUAUGUACUGGUGAGCGGCUGUGACCCGCUGCGGAUUUUUCUGCACAGGCGAGGGCUUGUGCGUCUGGCAUCAGAACAGUAUGUGGAGCCAACAAAGAACAACUUGUCUGAGGUCAUGGUUCACCUCACGAACUACGCUAUCAACAAGACAAACCCAAACUUUGAGGAGAACACGAAUCCAGAUGAUGCCCAGGAUGGUCACAAACGAAGUUGGGAGGCCGUCCAGGAACAUCUCCGACAAGAGGGGCAUGAUGUUGACACUCUCCUCGCAGAGAUUGAGGACUUGAUCGUCAAGACUCUAAUAGCCGUUCAGCCAAGCUUAUCGCAUUUUUAUCACAGCUGCCAGCCGGACGACGUGUACAAUGGCAUGUCGUUCGAGAUAUUGGGCUUCGACGUGAUGCUAGAUCAGAAGCUCCAACCAUGGCUACUGGAGGUGAAUCAUGCACCUUCUUUUGCCACGGAGUCGGAGCUGGAUCGACUGGUUAAGGAAGAGGUCCUGCGGGAUAGUUUCAACUUGUUGGACCUGAACCCAGAAGCACGUCGACAGAAGAAGCGAGAGGCAAGGGAGAAAAUGGAGCAGCGUGCCAUGGGAAUGGCGAAGAAAUACUGCAUUGAGGAUCGCGUAACGCAGGAGCGCGAGUUUGCAUUGCUGCGCACCGAGUGGGAAGAUCAACAGCUUCAAAGUUGUGAGAGUGGGUACAAGAGGCUAUAUCCUUCUCCAGAGAAAGAGAAAGACUAUUGGCAGGUUCAUGAUGCGGCAAUCAACAUUUGGGAGAUGCUCAUGGGCGGCACCUUCCGAAGGGCAGUAAGGCUGUCCGAUCCCGUCGAGAAGCCUGCGCUUGAAGACCGGGCGGAUAGCAAGGCUCGGGCAGGCUCCGCGAAGACAGCAGGAAACGAGAAGGACGAGCCUCUGAAGCCCGAGAAGCGAACAGCCGAGGAAAUCCGGGAGGUGGUGGAACGCCUGGCCCAGGGCUGCAGUGCCCGGCCACGCCGCAAUGCCUCACGACGCCGCUCUGGCAAGGAUGACGAUAAGGAUGAGACUGCUGCAGGUGUUGCACAGGAAGAAGCGCUGCCAGAGAAGGCCAUGCAACCGGAGAAGAGGAGCCAUACCAACAGGUAUGUGGACGUGCAGGUUGGGGAUGUGAUCAAAGUGCAGACCAACCUUGGGUGGGAGACGGUCACUGUCAGGGCCAAGCGUCCUGGCACGGGCAAGAUUGACAUUCAGUUCAAGGAUGGAGAGUACAUGCGAGCAGUCAUGCCCCGGAUUCUACGCAACAGCGAGGGUCAACCUGUGAAAGACGCUGUCCCGGAGACCGCCGCGCCAUCGGCGUCGCCAGCAUCCGGGCAACCGCGAGCCCGGCCUCUGGGCGUUGCUUUAGGCAGCUCCCCGGCAGCCCCAGUGCCAAGCUCGACUACGGGAGCGGUGCCCCAGAAGUUGGCUGGAUACAAAGGCGGGAUGAUGAGUCCUGCCGGCAACUCGAGAGGACAUCCAUUGCCCGCAGCCGAUGACCUGGCUUCUGAGCUGCCCACCGUCGCCCAGGACGCAUUGGUUGGAGUGCUUCUCGAGGGAUGUGGCGUCACUGAGAUAAAAGAUGCUCGAGGAACUACAUCUCAAAAACUGCAGGAUGUUAGAGGAGGAGAAGCUGUGGCUGGCUAUUCCGCAGCAGGUGAUGGGCUGCCAAGCCCUUCAGCCAGCACUGCGAGUGCUCCAGGCCGUGGGGUUCGCUCGAACGUGCCGCCGCUUGGAAAUCGGGCGCCGGCAGUACGGCUGAAGCAGCAGUUGCAGCAGCUGAUCUCAGCUCGGCCGAUCAUAGCUCCAAAGGUGGGGCGAAGUGGGUCUGUACCGCGCACCAGCCAGCAGCCCACAGCCCCCGAGCCACUUCUAGGGCAUGGCCUCGUUGGGUCAGCAUUGGCUCCGCGGCUGGAAAGCAAAGCAGCUAGGAGGCGUUCAUCGGAUACGUAG